AGGAGCCCGGAUAGCUGGCCGAAUCGUUUUGUGGCCCAAAGGCACAGCUGCUUUGUGUAGACGCGCUAGCUGUGGGCAGGAACCACAAGCGAACAGCGAAGAUGGAACCAGUUUUGAGGCGGUACGUGAAAACCCACGGCUAUGUGAUCGCCGUAGCAGCCUUGGUUUUCGGGAGCAUCUUUCUUACUCAAGUUCUGACCAACGACCAGCUGAACCGGUCCGUUAACGAAAAUGCAUACUUUCGGAUGCGACCGCUUCAACAGUUGAUCUUCUCGAUCGCGUGGGUCAUCGCCGGUCUGAUCUUCCUGCUGGGGCUGACGUGCGAGCGUAAGGAGGCCAUUUUACCGUUUGCCGCCAUCUUCCUGGCCGAGUGGAGUCUACUGGUGGUUCAACAGAUUUCCAGGCUCCAAUACCACAGUGUGCUCGCGGUGAUCCUUUCGCCGGAGAUGGUUUUCUACUUAAUUGUGGCAUUGUACGUGAGCUAUACUUUAGUUAUCCUCUACCGGGUGUUUGAUAGCCGAUGCAAGGAGGACGAAGAGGACAUCGAACAGGUACAUCGGCCUGUGAAGUUUUACUUCGGGGACGAUCCAGACGACACCAACAAUUAAGUCCGUCGAGAUGCGUGUGGAUUCGUUGUGAUUUAAGAAUUAUUUGCUUUAAGAAUUUGAUUUAAG
Anopheles coustani is the source of this 674-nucleotide messenger RNA. RefSeq lists its product as uncharacterized. The record is from RefSeq and is a predicted model, not a curated record. The transcript is spliced from 3 exons. Lineage: Eukaryota; Metazoa; Arthropoda; Insecta; Diptera; Culicidae. The coding region runs from base 102 to 608 and encodes 168 amino acids.